ACAGUGAGGCUACGAAGUAAAGAUGGGACAAACAAUUUCAAAAACGGAGGAUUAUGUUAUAUAUGUGAAGACUGGUGACAAAAAAGGAGCUGGUACUGAUGGAAAUAUAUUCGUGUCGUUAAUUGACGAAGCUGGUGCGAGGACACGGGAUUUGGAACUCGACACGUUGUGGAAGGAUGACUUUGAGGCAGGAAAUACUGAUAGUUUUCCAGUGAGUGAUUGCCCAGAUUUCAAACAUAUCGCAAAGUUGGAUAUUUGGAGGGAUAACACCAGAGCAAACGAUAAUUGGUAUGUCGAUAAAGUUGUUGUUGAACGGUCCACGGAUAAGGACCGGAGUUUAUUCCCAAUACAUCGUUGGAUUCCUUCCAACUCCCGAAUACAGCUACAGGAGUUUGACUGCGUUUUGCCGCAACACGAUAAC
Molecule: messenger RNA, 421 nt
Organism: Owenia fusiformis
Lineage: Eukaryota; Metazoa; Annelida; Polychaeta; Sabellida; Oweniidae
Source: the annotation of a GenBank genome assembly